GGUGGCUGGUAUGGCAAUGCACUACAAGCUACUGCAAACAAUGGAAACGCAUCGCUUGUGCGGCUUCUCCUCGAGCGUGGGGCAGAGGUGAAUGCGCAGGGUGGCGCGUAUGGCAAUGCACUCCAAGCAGCUAAAUCACGAGGUCAUGAAUCGAUUGUGCAGCUUCUCCUC
Tuber aestivum (summer truffle) is the source of this 171-nucleotide messenger RNA. The record is from the annotation of a GenBank genome assembly. Lineage: Eukaryota; Fungi; Ascomycota; Pezizomycetes; Pezizales; Tuberaceae.